AAAAAAAGAGCGAACAGGAGACCGCGGGGGGAUCGAGCGACUUCUUCUUCACUUCGUGGGCGGCGGCGGCGGACAGCAGUCCGCGGCGUCUCUUUUCGUCGGAUCUGGGCGGGAGCUACAGACGGAUUGAGCCAAGGCGAUGGCUUGUCCUGUGUGCAAGCAUCCAAUCGCCAUAUGUCGUGAUGGUCAAGGAGCGGCUCGGGACUUGAGGAUAAAGAUGACAGGCCAUUACUGCUAUUUCUGGGAUGGAAUGUAUAUUCCUUGUGCUAUUCGCCAUGUUCUAGCUGCCUACAUUGAACAUGAGGAAUAUGAAGCAACCCGGCAAAACAUGAAGAUCUGGGACCCAGUCAUGGUAACCCGUGAAGGGAUUCAGUUUGAGGUCAAGUUUGAAUGUACUGAGACAGCAAUCAAGAUCUAUGGUCCUGGAUGGAAUGACUUGAAUGAUACUUAUGCUGUAAGUCCAGGAUAUGUGAUCCACAUAUAUAUGCCUCCCAGUGUGUUCACAUUCUUUGUGGAUAUUGAAAGAGAUGGCAUUGUGCAAGUCCCUCUACCCUAUAUCGCUAUGGAAGGACUUAGCAUUGAAAAGCGGCAAUGUAUUGAUGAAUGUAUCUAUACAAGGGGACAAAGGCUAGAAUAUCCUGAGAUGAAGAGGAUGAUCAAGUGCGCGUUUUCCUUUUCAAGACUUCCUUGCUGCAUCUUUGUUCACAAGCUCUCAACUUGUGAUGUAGAAGGUGGAUACUUGAGGAUUCCGAAGCGAGUCAUUCAUCAGAUUGAGAACAAGACAGGACCUUUGCAAGGAGAAGGUACACUUUUGCUGCUGGAUGGACGACACACUCAGAUGGAAUCUACAUUCAAGAAGACCCAUGAUGACCGGAUGGUCAUACACGGCGGGUUCCGGGCAUAUGCCAAUACCAUGCGCUUGAAUGUAGAUGAUGUUGUGGCAAUUUGCUUUGAAACAGACGAUGACACCUCAACAAUGAAGGUAUGGAUUACCAUCAUAGCCUAGAAUUGGCCAUAUGGUAAUGAUUUGAGAGCAAGCUGCUGGAUAUCGCCCUUCGUAACUGUUGAACUCCAUUGUCGGAUGUAUGGAGAAUUAUAUUUUGAAUGGUUUACCGACUAUCUAGAUUUGGGUACCGCUCCUUAAUCUUUAGACGCUGAACUUUUGAAAAUCUGUCAUGUGUUGCAGACCAUCCUCUAUAUUUGUAAUGUUCAGUAACUCAACUUUGAAUCGUUUACAUGUGUCGAAACA
Messenger RNA from Triticum aestivum (bread wheat), 1249 nucleotides. RefSeq lists its product as uncharacterized. The transcript is spliced from 5 exons. The coding region runs from base 140 to 1006 and encodes 288 amino acids. The record is from RefSeq and is a predicted model, not a curated record. NCBI's taxonomy places the organism in Eukaryota, Viridiplantae, Streptophyta, Magnoliopsida, Poales, Poaceae.